Rana temporaria (common frog) is the source of this 16352-nucleotide messenger RNA. It is a transcript of the gene UBR4, whose product is annotated as ubiquitin protein ligase E3 component n-recognin 4. NCBI's taxonomy places the organism in Eukaryota, Metazoa, Chordata, Amphibia, Anura, Ranidae. The coding region runs from base 9 to 15608 and encodes 5199 amino acids. The transcript is spliced from 107 exons. Gene Ontology annotation, molecular function: zinc ion binding; protein binding. The record is from RefSeq and is a predicted model, not a curated record.
GGUCUCGCAUGACGUCACUUCCGGGUUCUCCUCAGACACGGAAUUGCCGGAAGAUGGCGUCCAGCGGCGGAGAUUCGGGCCCGGGAUGGGAAGUGGCGGUCAGGCCGCUCCUCUCCGCCUCAUAUUCCGCCUUCGAUUUGAAGGAGCUUCCUCAGCUACUGACUUCCGUCAUAGAGAGUGAAUCAGAAAUUCUUCACCAUGAUAAGCAGUAUGAGCCGUUCUACUCGUCCUUUGUGGCGCUCUCUACUCACUACAUCACCACCAUAUGCAACCAAAUUCCUAGGAACCAACUUCAGUCAGCGGCUGCUGCCUGCAAAGUCCUGCUGGAAUUUUCCCUGCUGCGCCUGGAGAGCCCAGAUGAGGCAUGUGCAGUGUCACAGAAACAUCUGAUCCUUCUGAUUAAGGGGCUAUGCACCGGCACGAGCCGCCUGGACCGGACUGAGAUCAUUACAUUUACUGCAAUGAUGAAAUCUUCUAAACUGCCCCAGACUGUGCAGACCCUGUCUGAUGUGGAAGAUCAGAAGGAGAGCACCGUCCUGCUAAGUCCUGAACUUCGUCAGAAGGAGGUGAAAAUGAACUUCCUCAACCAGCUGACGUCGGUGUUUAACCCCCGGAACGCCACAUCGCCUGCCUCCCCAGCGCACACACAGGUGGAGAGUGAAGGAGAAGACCUAACCUCUGAUCAAGCGUCUGCUGCUAAAACAAAAAGCAUCUUCGUAGCCCAGAAUGUCGCCAGUCUCCAGGAACUGGGCGGGUCAGAGAAGUUGCUCAGAGUAUGUUUGAACCUCCCGUAUUUCCUGAGAUAUAUCAAUCGCUUCCAGGACGCAGUUUCAGCCAAUUCUUUCUUCAUAAUGCCAGCGACGGUGGGAGACGCCACAGCCGUCCGCAAUGGUUUUCACUCCCUGGUGAUUGAUGUGACGAUGGCUCUGGAUACUCUGUCCCUUCCUGUUAUUGAACCUCUGACUCCACCUCGGCUCAAGGACGUCACACUUCUGGCCCUCAGCUGCUUGUACGCAGGUGUGAGUGUGGCCACGUGCAUGGCGAUCCUCCAUGUUGGCAGCACGCAGCAGGUUCGGACCGGGUCCACAAGCAGCAAAGAGGACGACUAUGAGAACGAUGCCGCCACCAUUGUCCAGAAAUGUCUGGAGAUCUAUGAGAUGAUUGGCCAAGCAAUCAAUGAUUCCAGAAGAGCCGGAGGAGAGCAUUAUCAGAACUUCCAGCUUCUGGGAGCCUGGUGUCUGGUGAACAGCCUCUACCUAAUUCUUAACCUCAGUCCCACCGCCCUGGCAGACAAAGGGAAGGAGAAAGACCCCCUGGCUGCACUCCGAGUCCGAGACAUCACUAGAGCCAAAGAGGGAGCGGGCUCCCCAAAACUGGGUCCAGGCAAAGGGCACCAGGGAUUUGGGGUUUUGUCCGUAGUAUUGGCGAACCAUGCCAUCAAACUGCUUACUAACCUUUUUCAAGACCUGCAAGUGGAGACUUUACACAAGCAAGCUUUGGAUACAGAUGGACCCCUUGCAGAGCUCGGCAUCACUGCACAGAGCACACCCAUCCAGAGAAUACAGCGACUAAUAGACUCCAUUCCACUGACAAAUCUUCUGUUCACAGUUCUGUCCACGUCUUAUCGUAAGGCCUGUGUCUUACAACGACAGAGGAAAGGUUCUGUGAGCAGCGAUGCCAGCGCCUCCACUGACUCCAACACUUAUUAUGAAGAUGAUUUCAGUAGCACCGAGGAAGACAGCAGUCAAGAUGACGACAGCGAGCCGAUCCUCGGACAGUGGUUUGAAGAGACCAUCUCCCCCACCAAAGAGAAGGUUCCCCCACCACCUCCACCCCCUCCACCUCUUGAGAGCUCCCCUAGAGCCAAGAGCCCCAGCAAAAACAACUCUGCAGGAAACGGCAACAUCCUGGCCAGCCGCAAGGACCCAGAGCUGUUUCUCAGCCUUGCUUCGAAUACUUUGAAUUUUAUCACCACCUGUAUGCUGAACUCCCGCAGCAACUUCAUCCGAAACUACCUGAGCGUCUCUCUAACGGAGCAGCACAUGUCCACCUUGGCCUGCAUCAUAAAAGACGUGGACAAGGACGGUGUGAAAGGAUCAUCCGAUGAAGAUUUUGCGGUGGCCCUGUACCAGUUUAAUCACUGUCUAGUGACCUCUGAUCUUCAGUCCCCAACAUUACAGAACGCACUUCUGCAGCACCUGGGAAUUGCCCCUAUGAGCGAAUGCCCCUGGCCACUUUACAUCCACCCUCAGGGUCUGUCUGUACUGUGCCGACUUCUCCUGCUUUGGCAGCACAAGGCCAGCGUCCAGGGAGAACCUGACGUCCCAGAAUGUCUUCGGGUCUGGGAAAGAUUUGUUGGAACCCUGAAACAAAACGCCUUGCAGGGAGUAGUCCCAGGAGACACAGAUGACGUCAACGUGGACCAUCUUCAGCUGCUGCUUCUGAUUUUCCACAACCUGUCCGAUAGAGGGCGCCAAACUAUCCUUCUGCUAUGCAUUCAGACGCUGCAGGACCUGUCCAAUAACCUGGAGUCUCAGCUGCCCGGUGUACCUCUCCUCCUGGGGAGACUGCUGUUGGUGUUCGACUAUCUCUUGCACCAGUACUCCAAACCUCCACUCUAUUUAUUUGAGCAGGUGCAAUAUAAUCUGCUCAACCCUCCUAAUGGCUCUGGGGCUGCCCAAGAAGGAACCAGUCGUACCUUGCCCCUCUACUAUGGCUUUAAGGAGGUGGAAGAAAACUGGACGAAACAUUGCACAUCAGAUAAUGCCCCACAGCCCAGAUUCUACAGCAUCCUCUCUCAGGAGGCCUCUGAAGAUGACCUGCAUCGGUUGGAUAGUGAGGUUUGUGAGGUCCUCUUCUCCCGAGUCUUGAAGUAUGAUGAGUUGUACACGGCGCUGAUUUCUCUUCUGGCUGCUGGAUCUCGAUUGGAUACACUCAGAAGAAACGAGAAUAAAAGUAUCACAGCACUGGAGGCGUGUGCUCUUCAGUACCACUUCCUUAUCCUGUGGAGGAUUCUGGGAAUCUUGCCCCCUUCCAGGCACUACAUGAAGCAGCUUUCCCAGAACGUGUCUGGGCCCAGUGAGUGUGAAAUCUUGCACACCCUGCGGUGGGCCUCACGGCUCCGCGUCCCGUCUUACCAGCUGUGGAUCAAGGAUCAUCUUGUGAAGCAAGGGAUGAAGCUGGAAAGAGCGACUAACCUGACCGAACAGACAACAAUCAAAUGCAACUCCAUCAAAUACGACGUGGAGGUGGCGGAAGAAUACAUCGCCCGGCAGAUCUCCACAUACUGCAGCUCCAGCGGAUACACGUUUGAGCAGCUCCGCAAGGGGCCCAACCUACAGUGCAUUUAUACUCUGGACGCCGUCAUCUGCAAGGUGCAAGUGUCCCUGGACGAACACUUCUCCAAACUAUCAGCAGAGACCGACCCUCACAAAUCCUCCCAAGUCGCCAAGAACCUCCUGCCGGCAUCUUUACAGCUGCUCGAUAUGUAUGCGUCGCUCACCCGCUGCUACCUGCUGCAGAGCCUGCCCGAGGAGGGCUCCGAUGAGAAGAAGCUGCAGGGUUAUGCUGCCGUGCUGGCCAUCGGCUCCUCUCGCUGCAAAGCCAACACUCUGGGCCCGGUUUUGAUUCAGAAUCUGCCUACUGCUGUACAGACCUUGUGUGAGACUUGGAACAACAUCCACACCAAUGAGUUCCCCAGUAUUGGGUCUUGGCGCAACGCCUUUGCCAACGACACCAUCCCCUCGGAGAGUUACAUUGGCGCUGUUCAGGCGGCUCACCUAGGCACUCUGUGUAGUCCCAGCCUGUCUCUGGCUGCCUCACUCAAACAUGUCCUCCUAUCUCUGGUUCGUCUAACCGGAGACCUCAUAAUUUGGUGCCCCGAGGACCUGAACUCCCACCAGCUGACCCAGUCACUGCUGCCUCUGCUUUUGGAGAGCAGCACGGAGAGUGUGGCCGAACUGUGCAGCACAUCGCUGGAGCGCGUACUGGGACCGGCCGAGUCUGACGAGUUCCUGUCCAAGGUGUACGACAAGCUGAUCACCGGAUGUUACAAUAUCCUCGCCCAUCACUCCGACCCAUCCAGUGGUCUGGAUGAGUCCAUUCUGGAGGAGUGUUUGCAGUACCUGGAGAAGCAGCUGGAGACCAGCCAGGCUCGGAAGGCCAUGGAAGAUUUCUUCACUGAGAGAGGAGAACUUGUACAAAUCAUGAUGGCCACUGCAAACGAGGCUCUCUCCGCCAAGUUCUGCAACCGGGUUCUGAAACUCUUCACAAAACUAUUCCAGCUGACGGAAAAGAACCCGAGCCCCAGCCUGUUGCAUCUCUGCGGGACAAUAGCUCAACUUGCUUGCGUGGAGCCUUCCCAGUUGCAGUCCUGGCUCGUUCGUAUGACCACCCCGCCUCCAAAAGACUCUGACCAGGCUGAGAUAGUCCAGGAGAACCGGCAAUUGCUGCAGCUACUCACAGCUUACAUUGUGCGAGAGAACAGCCAAGUUGGAGAAGGCGUGUGCACUGUGCUCCUCAGUACCCUCAUCCCCAUGGCCACCGAACUGCUUUCCAAUGGUGAUGGCACUGGAUUUCCAGAGCUGAUGGUUGUCAUGGCUACCCUGGCAAGUGCCGGGCAAGGCGCCGGUCAUCUUCAGCUUCACUACGCUGCUAUGGAGUGGCUGGCAAGAUGCAAGAAAUAUCUGUCUCAAAAGAAUGUGGUUGAAAAGCUGAACAACAAUGUCAUGCAGGGAAAGCACGUCACUGUCCUGGAGUGCACAUGUCACAUUGUCUCCUACCUGGCCGAUGUUACCAACGCCUUAAGCCACGGUGCGGGACAAGGCCACUGCCACGUGCCUGUGGAUGGGGAGGAGCGAGCCAUUGAGGUGGACUCGGACUGGGUGGAAGAGCUUGCUGUUGAAGAGGAUGAUUCGCAGGCAGAAGACUCUGAUGAAGAUUCUUUGUGUAACAAGCUGUGUACCUUCACCAUCACACAGAAAGAGUUCAUGAAUCAACACUGGUAUCACUGUCACACCUGUAAGAUGGUAGAUGGCGUAGGUGUCUGCACUGUCUGUGCCAAGGUCUGCCACAAGGACCACGAGAUUUCCUAUGCCAAGUAUGGCUCCUUCUUCUGUGACUGCGGAGCUAAGGAAGAUGGCAGCUGCCUGGCUCUGGUCAAACGGACUCCUAGCAGCGGUAUGGGCUCCACCAUGAAGGAGUCGGCUUUCCAAAGUGAACCGCGCCUGCCAGAAAGUGCCAUCAGACACCCCGGCUCUGCCCUCACCGACAAGGGGAAGGUGACGAUCAGUGAUGGAAAGGGUGACGAUGAGAAGCCCAAGCGGAGCAGCCUGUGCCGCAACAUAGAAGGCUGCAGAGAGGAGCUGAUGUGCCAGGCAAAUUCUUCCUUUGCACCUCUGAUCCUGGACAUGUUGAACUUCCUGAUGAACGCUGUCCGGAAUAACUUCCAACAAGCAUCCGCUGUGGGAAGCAGCAGCCGAGCUCAGCAGGCCCUGGACCAGUUACACACUCUGGAGAAGACUGUGGAGAUGACGGACCAGCUGAUGGUUCCCACGCUGGGCUCCCAGGAGGGCGCCUUUGAGAAUGUGAGAAUGAAUUACAGCGGCGACCAAGGGCAGACAAUCCGCCAACUGAUCAGUGCCCAUGUGCUCCGCCGGGUGGCCAUGUGCGUGCUGUCCUCUCCUCAUGGGCGAAGGCAACAUCUCGCCGUCAGCCACGAGAAAGGAAAAAUCACAGUACUUCAGCUCUCAGCUCUGCUAAAACAAGCCGAUUCAAGUAAGAGAAAACUGACCUUGACAAGACUGGCCUCUGCCCCUGUCCCCUUCACCGUUCUCAGCCUGACCGGUAACCCCUGCAAGGAGGAUUACUUGGCAGUGUGUGGUCUUAAGGACUGUCACGUCCUCACAUUCAGCAGCUCGGGAUCCGUGUCUGAUCACCUGGUGCUGCACCCACAGCUUGCUACUGGUAACUUCAUCAUCAAAGCUGUCUGGCUGCCCGGGUCCCAGACUGAGCUGGCCAUUGUAACAGCUGACUUUGUCAAGGUGUACGACCUUUCAUCCGAUGCUCUAAGCCCCACAUUCUACUUCCUGCUGCCGAGCUCCAAGAUCAGAGACGUCACCUUCUUAUUCAAUGAAGAGGGCAAAAAUAUCAUUGUCAUUAUGUCCUCUGCGGGUUACGUGUACACGCAGCUCAUGGAGGAGUCCAGCAGCGCCAAGCACGGGCAGUUCUACGUCACCAACGUCCUGGAGGUCAACCACGAAGACCUAAAGGAUAGUAACGGGCAGGUCGCUGGCGGUGGAGUGUCCGUCUACUACUCCCAUGUUCUGCAGAUGCUCUUCUUCAGUUACUGCCAAGGAAAAUCAUUUGCUGCCACCAUAAACAGAUGCACUUUGGACAUACUACUUCUCUUCCCCAUCAACAUAAAGAGUUCCAACGGAGGAAGCAAGACCACACCCGCUCUGUGCCAGUGGUCUGAGGUCAUGAACCAUCCUGGGUUAGUUUGCUGCGUGCAGCAGACAACGGGCAUCCCUCUGGUAGUGAUGAUCAAACCGGACAGCUUUAUGAUCCAGGAGAUAAAAACCUUGCCGGCUAAAGCCAAAAUUCAGGAUAUGGUAGCGAUACGUCACACGGCGAGCAACGAUCAGCAGAGGACGACGAUGAUCCUCUUGUGUGAGGAUGGAAGUCUGCGCAUCUAUAUGGCCAAUGUGGAGAACACCUCCUACUGGCUCCAGCCCUCCCUCCAGCCCAGCAGCAGCAUCAGUAUCAUGAAACCCAUCCGCAAGCGCAAACCCGCUGCAGUCAUGACUCGUGCUUCAAGCCAGGUGACUUUUCCGAUCGACUUCUUUGAACAUAAUCAGCAGAUGACCGAUGUGGAGUUUGGUGGGAACGACCUUCUUCAGCUUUACAAUGCGCAACAGAUUAAACAUCGCCUUAAUUCCACCGGGAUGUAUGUCGCCAACACCAAGCCUGGAGGCUUCACCGUGGAAGUCACCAACAACAACAGCACCAUGGUGAUGACUGGAAUGCGUCUUCAGAUCGGCACGCAGGCCGUUGAAAGGGCGCCGUCCUACAUCGAGAUGUUCGGGCGCACAAUGCAGCUCAACCUGAGCCGGGCGCGGUGGUUCGACUUCCCAUUUACACGAGAAGAAGCGUUACAAGCCGACAAGAAACUGACAAUCUUCAUUGGCGCGUCAGUGGAUCCAGCUGGUGUCACCAUGAUGGACGCCAUUAAAAUUUACGGAAAGACAAAGGAGCAAUUUGGUUGGCCAGACGAGCCUCCGGAGGAAUUCCCCUCUGCGUCCGUGAGCAGCGUCUGCCUGCCGAAUCUCAACCAGGCCAACGGAACAAGUGAAGGAGAACCUCCAGCGCCGCCUUCAACUAACGGCACCGCCAUCGAAAGUUCUGACCCAGAAACCUUAACGAUCUUGGACCGACUGGUGGGGAGUUCCUUGGAGGCUCUGGAGAGCUGUUUUGCCUUUGGUCCGGUGCCUGAAAAGGAGAAAAACAAAGCUUCAGCUUUGGAGCUGGCCACAGUCCUGCUGUCUAUGCCAACUCCUUCGAGUGUCCAACUACAGACAAAGAGUCUCCUGGCCAGCCUGCACACCAGCCGCUCUGCCUACCAUAACCACAAGGAUCAGGCCUUACUCAGCAACGCCGUCCAGAGCCUAAGCCCCUGCCUCCGGGAUGGCAAGGACCUCGAUCCAGAGGUGUUCCAGAGAUUGGUGAUUACCGCUCGUUCCAUCGCCAUCAUGCGUCCCAACAACCUCGUCCACUACACAGACUCCAAACUCCCCGCGGGGGAAACAGAGAGCGGCGAAGAAGUAAAGGAGCCCCCGAAGGGCGGAGAGGAGGAAAGUUACACUUUCAUCAACCAGCUGGUUAAUCAGUUCUGGAAGCUGCAUGCAUCCAAACCCAAAAAUGCCUUCCUGGCCCCUGCAUGCCUACCUGGUCUCACCCAUGUAGAAGCCACAGUCAAUGCUCUGGUGGACAUCAUUCAUGGAUACUGUACCUGUGAGCUGGACUGUAUCAACUUGGCCUCCAAAAUUUACAUGCAGAUGUUGCUGUGUCCGGACCCUGCAGUGAGCUUCUCAUGCAAGCAGGCUCUAAUCCGUGUCCUCCGCCCUCGAAAUAAACGCCGCCAUGUUACGCUCCCUUCCUCUCCACGCAGCAACACCCCCGUGGGUUGGAAAGCUUGGUUUCCUUCAGGGGUGGCUGUAAUUAGGAUGCCUCCGCCAUACAAGGACCUCUUUAACCGUGACAAGGAUGAUGACGACGACGAUGAAGCCGAGGAUAAAAUCCAGACGUCCGUAAUACAGAACGGAGAACACGUGAGGCAGCAAAGCCAGGAACACAACGAGGUCGACCACGGGGAUUUUGAGAUGGUGGUGAGAAUUUCGGAGUCGAUGGUUCUGGAGAGCGCGGACAUCGUGAAUAACGGAAACCCUUCGCCGCUGGAGGCUCUCUUGGCGGGAGCAGAAGGCUUCCCACCGAUGCUGGACAUCCCACCUGAUGCCGAUGAUGAGACUAUGGUGGAACUGGCAAUUGCUCUCAGUCUACAACAAGAUCAGCAAGGGAGCAGCAGCAGUGCUCUGGGGCUCCAGAGUUUGGGACUGUCCGGACAGGCCCCCAGCUCUUCAUCCUUGGAUGCCGGAACCUUGUCUGACACCACGGCAUCAGCUCUCCUCAUGCUUAUAGCUCCAGCCUCAGACGAUGAAGGAAGCACGGCCGCAACCGAUGGCUCCACACUGCGCACCUCCCCAGCAGACCACGGAGGCAGCGUGGGUUCGGAGAGCGGGGGCAGUGCCGUGGACUCGGUGGCUGGUGAGCAUAGUGUCUCAGGACGGAGCAGUGCCUAUGGGGACACCACAGUAGAAGGUCACCCUACAGGGCCAGGCAGCAUCAGUUCCAGCACCGGAGCAAUCAGCACCACAACUGGCCAGCAUGAAGGAGAAGGUUCGGAAGGAGAGGGAGAGAAUGAAGGCGAUGUUCACACCAGCAGCAGACUUCACAUGGUGCGUCUCAUGCUCCUGGAACGUCUUCUUCAAUCCAUGUCCAGCCUGCGGAAUGUAGGCGGUGUCCGCGCCAUCCCGUACAUGCAGGUGGUGCUAAUGCUGACCGCUGAUCUGGAUGGGGAAGAUGAGAAGGAUAAAGGGGCGCUGGAUAACCUGCUGUCCCAACUCAUCGCUGAGCUUGGAUUGGACAAAAAGGAUGUCUCCAGAAAGAACGAGCGUACCCCUCUGAACGAAGUCCAUCUCGUGGUCAUGAGGCUACUCAGCGUCUUUAUGUCUAGAACCAAAUCCGGCUCCAAAUCUUCCAUCUGUGAGUCGUCCUCUCUGAUCUCCAGUGCCACUGCCACUGCCUUGCUCAGCUCUGGCGCUGUGGAUUACUGCCUCCACGUUCUCAAGUCUCUGCUGGAUUACUGGAAGAGUCAGCAGAGCGACGAGGAACCCGUGGCCUCCAGCCAACUCCUGAAACCUCACACCACAUCGUCCCCACCUGACAUGAGUCCAUUCUUCCUCCGGCAGUACGUCAAGGGCCACGCGGCAGAUGUUUUCCAAGCCUACACCCAGCUGCUCACUGAGAUGGUUCUCCGUCUGCCUUACCAGAUAAAGAAGAUUGCCGACACAAACUCCCGAAUCCCACCACCUGUCUUUGACCAUUCCUGGUUCUACUACCUGUCUGAGUAUCUAAUGAUUCAGCAGACCCCGUUUGUUCGCCGCCAAGUUCGGAAGCUCCUCUUGUUUAUCUGCGGCUCAAAAGAAAAGUAUCGCCAGCUGCGAGAUCUGCACACCUUGGAUUCCCACGUCCGUGGCAUCAAAAAGUUAUUGGAGGAGCACGGCAUCUUCCUGCGUGCCGGGGUGGUGACUGCAAGCUCUGGCUCUGCCCUGCAAUAUGACACGCUGAUAAACCUGAUGGAACAUCUCAAGGCCUGCGCUGAAAUUGCAUCCCAGAGAACCGUCAACUGGCAGAAAUUCUGCAUCAAAGAUGAUUCCGUACUUUACUUCCUGCUCCAAGUCAGCUUCUUGGUAGAUGAAGGCGUGUCUCCGGUGCUGCUGCAGCUCCUGUCCUGUGCCCUAUGUGGCAGUAAAGUCUCCGCAGCUUCAUCCUCAAGCGCUCCAUCCUCUGGACAGUCUGGAUCACAGAGCAAGUCUUCAACCAAGAAGAGUAAGAAAGAGGAAAAGGAGAAAGAGAAGGAAGGCGAAGGAUCGAACAGUCAGGAGGAGCAGUUGUGCACCGCUCUUGUUAACCAGCUAAAUAAAUUUGCUGAUAAAGAGACAUUGAUCCAGUUCCUCCGCUGCUUCCUCCUCGAGUCAAACGCUUCGUCUGUACGCUGGCAGGCUCACUGCUUAGCUCUGCAUAUCUACAGAAAUUCCAACAAGGCACAACAGGAGCUUCUCCUGGACCUGAUGUGGUCCAUUUGGCCGGAGCUCCCAGCCUACGGACGCAAAGCUGCCCAGUUUGUUGAUCUUCUUGGAUAUUUCUCACUGAAGACACCGCAGACAGAGAAGAAGUUUAAGGAAUAUUCUCAAAAGGCUGUUGAGAUUCUCCGAACCCAGAACCACAUCCUAACCAACCACCCAAACUCCAAUAUAUACAACACCCUCUCUGGCUUGGUAGAGUUUGAUGGUUAUUACCUGGAAAGUGACCCGUGUCUUGUUUGUAACAAUCCAGAGGUUCCAUUUUGUAACAUCAAGCUGUCCUCCAUUAAAGUGGACACCCGCUACACCACCACACAGCAAGUGGUGAAACUCAUAGGCAGCCACACGAUCAGCAAAGUGACUGUGAAGAUCGGAGACUUAAAACGCACCAAGAUGGUCCGAACCAUCAACUUGUAUUACAACAACCGGACUGUCCAAGCAAUCGUGGAGCUCAAGAACAAGCCUGCUCGCUGGCACAAAGCUAAAAAGAUUCAGCUGACUCCCGGACAGACAGAGGUGAAGAUUGACCUUCCUCUCCCCAUUGUUGCCUCCAACUUGAUGAUCGAGUUUGCAGAUUUCUAUGAGAAUUACCAGGCUUCAUCAGAGACUCUGCAGUGCCCACGCUGUAGUGCUUCAGUGCCAGCCAAUCCCGGCGUCUGUGGAAACUGCGGAGAGAAUGUGUACCAAUGCCACAAGUGCAGAUCCAUUAACUACGAUGAAAAGGAUCCGUUUUUGUGCAACGCUUGCGGCUUCUGCAAGUACGCCCGUUUCGACUUCAUGUUGUACGCCCGGCCCUGCUGUGCUGUAGACCCCAUUGAAAAUGAGGAGGAUCGGAAGAAGGCUGUGACGAACAUUAAUACUCUGCUGGACAAAGCUGACCGCGUCUAUCAUCAGCUGAUGGGCCACCGACCGCAGCUGGAGAAUCUUCUGUGCAAAGUCAAUGAAGCGGCUCCUGAGAAGCCCCAGGAUGAUUCGGCCAACGCCGGAGGGAUUAGCUCCACCUCUGCCAGCGUGAAUCGUUAUAUCCUGCAGCUGGCGCAGGAGUACUGUGGGGACUGCAAGAACUCGUUCGAUGAGCUUUCCAAGAUCAUACAGAAAGUCUUUGCCUCUCGGAAGGAACUUUUGGAAUAUGAUUUGCAGCAGAGAGAAGCCGCUACCAGGUCCUCGCGCACCACCGUGCAGCCUACGUUCACCGCCAGCCAAUACAGAGCCUUGUCUGUUCUCAGCUGCGGUCACACCUCCUCCACCAAGUGUUACGGCUGCGCUUCUGCUGUGACCGAGCACUGCAUCACUUUACUCCGCGCCUUGGCCACCAAUAGCACCAUACGCCACAUCCUGGUAUCCCAGGGCCUCAUCCGGGAACUGUUCGACUACAAUCUCCGCCGCGGCCCGGCAGCCAUGCGAGAUGAGGUGCGCCAGGUCAUGUGCCUCUUGACCAGGGACAAUCCAGAAGCCACUCAGCAGCUGAAUGAUUUGAUCAUUGGCAAAGUGUCGACGGCGCUUAAAGGACACUGGGCCAAUCCAGACCUGGCCAGCAGUCUGCAAUACGAGAUGCUGCUCCUCACAGACUCCAUCUCCAAGGAGGACAGCUGCUGGGAGCUCCGCCUUCGUUGUGCUCUCAGUCUCUUCCUGAUGGCCGUCAACAUUAAGACUCCAGUGGUGGUGGAGAAUAUCACUUUAAUGUGUCUAAGGAUCCUGCAAAAGCUUAUUAAACCACAAAUACCAACUAGCAAGAAGAAUAAGGAUACUCCAGUUGAAACUCUGACCACAGUGAAGCCGUACUGCAAUGAGAUCCAUGCGCAGGCACAGCUCUGGCUCAAGAGAGAUCCCAAAGCAUCGUAUGAGGCCUGGAAGAAGUGUCUACCCUCCAGAGGGAUUGACAACACUGGAAAAACUUUGAGCAAAUCAGACCUGAGGCAGCUGUACCUGCAGGAGAAAUACUCCUGGAAGUGGAAGCAAUUCCUGAGCAAGAAAGGGAAGAGGCCGACUCCUGUGGAUCUUAAACUUGGACAUAACAACUGGCUGAGACAGGUGUUGUUCACCCCGGCCACCCAAUCAGCAAGACAGGCCGCCUGCACCAUCGUCGAGGCCCUGGCUACUUUCCCGAGCCGCAGACAACAAGUCCUGGAUCUUCUUACCAGCUAUUUGGAUGAGCUGAGUUUGGCUGGUGAAUGCGCAGCGGAGUAUCUGGCCUUGUAUCAGAAACUCAUCAAGCCGGCUCAUUGGAAGGUGUAUCUCGCCGCCCGGGGCGUCCUGCCUUAUGUCGGAAAUCUCAUCACCAAGGAAAUCGCUCGAUUGUUGGCGCUGGAGGAGGCAACUCUCAGUACAGACUUGCAGCAAGGCUACGCCUUGAAAAGCCUCACAGGCCUUCUAUCCUCGUUUGUGGAAGUUGAGUCCAUUAAGCGUCAUUUCAAGAGUCGUCUGGUGGGAACGGUGCUGAACGGCUACCUGUGUCUGAGGAAACUGGUGGUGCAGAGGACCAAACUGAUCGAUGAGACUCAGGACAUGUUGCUGGAGAUGCUGGAAGACAUGACAACAGGCACCGAAUCGGAAACCAAGGCUUUCAUGGCCGUUUGUAUCGAGACCGCCAAACGAUACAGCCUUGACGAUUACAGGACUCCCGUUUUUAUAUUUGAAAGGCUGUGCAGCAUCAUUUACCCGGAGGAGAAUGAAGUGACGGAGUUCUUUGUGACCCUGGAGAAAGAUCCCCAGCAGGAAGACUUCCUGCAGGGCCGAAUGCCAGGAAAUCCCUACAGCAGCAAUGAGCCGGGCAUUGGGCCUCUAAUGAGGGACAUCAAGAAUAAGAUCUGCCAGGACUGUGACCUUGUGGCCCUAUUGGAAGAUGACAGUGGGAUGGAGUUGCUGGUGAAUAACAAGAUUAUCAGUCUGGAUCUUCCUGUAGCCGAGGUGUACAAGAAGGUGUGGUGCCCAACUAAUGAGGGGGAACCUAUGAGAAUAAUCUAUCGUAUGAGAGGACUUCUGGGUGAUGCCACAGAGGAGUUCAUUGAGUCUCUUGACUCCACUACAGAUGAGGAGGAGGAUGAAGAGGAAGUGUACAAAAUGGCGGGAGUGAUGGCGCAGUGCGGAGGACUGGAGUGCAUGCUAAACCGCUUGGCUGGCAUCAAGGACUUUAAACAGGGCCGUCACCUCCUGACCGUUCUUCUCAAACUCUUCAGUUACUGUGUGAAGGUUAAAGUGAACCGGCAGCAGCUGGUGAAGCUGGAGAUGAACACCUUGAAUGUCAUGUUAGGAACUCUCAAUCUGGCCUUGGUGGCGGAGCAGGAGAGUAAGGACAGCGGAGGAGCUGCCGUGGCUGAACAAGUCUUGAGUAUCAUGGAGAUUAUACUGGAUGAGUCCAACGCUGAGCCACUAAGUGAAGACAAGAGUAAUUUGUUGCUCACUGGAGACAAGGAUCAGCUGGUGAUGCUUUUGGAUCAGAUUAACAGCACGUUCGUUCGAUCAAACCCCAGCGUGCUGCAAGGUCUCCUGCGAAUCAUCCCUUACUUGUCCUUCGGUGAGAUAGAGAAGAUGCAGAUCCUGGUGGAGCGAUUCAAGCCCUUCUGCACCUUUGAGAAGUAUGAUGAUGAACACUGCGGUGAUGACAAAGUCUUCCUGGACUGUUUCUGUAAAAUCGCAGCCGGCAUCAAGAACAACAGCAACGGGCAUCAGCUGAAGGAGCUCAUCCUUCAGAAGGGCAUCACGCAGAACGCCCUGGACUACAUGAAGAAGCACAUCCCCAGCGCCCAGAAUCUGGACGCCGAUAUUUGGAAGAAAUUCCUCUCUCGCCCGGCUCUUCCCUUUAUUUUGCGGCUACUCCGAGGAUUGGCCAUCCAGCACCCUCCCACACAGGCUCUUAUUGGCACGGAUUCCAUAACCAACCUCCACAAGCUGGAGCAAGUGUCCAGUGACGAAGGGAUCGGGACCCUGGCUGAGAACUUGCUGGAGGCCCUUCGAGAACACCCUGAUGUCAAUAAGAAGAUUGACGCCGCGCGGAAAGAGACUCGCGCCGAGAAGAAACGCAUGGCCAUGGCGAUGAGGCAGAAAGCGUUGGGGACACUUGGAAUGACGACCAAUGAGAAGGGUCAGGUGGUCACAAAGACGGCUCUGUUGAAGCAGAUGGAGGAACUGAUCGAGGAACCGGGGCUGACCUGCUGUAUCUGCAGGGAGGGCUACAAGUUCCAGCCCACCAAGGUGCUCGGCAUCUACACUUUCACGAAACGCGUCUCCCUGGAGGAGGCCGAGAACAAACCGCGAAAGCAGCUGGGCUACAGCACGGUCUCUCACUUCAACAUUGUGCACUAUGACUGCCAUCUUGCCGCUGUCAGGUUAGCCCGUGGACGGGAAGAAUGGGAGAGUGCGGCUCUACAAAACGCCAACACCAAGUGUAACGGCCUGCUUCCUGUGUGGGGGCCGCAUGUUCCAGAGUCUGCGUUUGCAACCUGCUUGGCCAGGCACAACACCUACCUGCAGGAGUGUACCGGCCAACGGGAACCUACCUACCAACUCAACAUACACGACCUAAAGCUGCUAUUCCUGCGUUUUGCUAUGGAGCAGUCGUUCAGUGCGGACACUGGAGGAGGAGGGCGGGAGAGCAACAUACACCUCAUCCCAUACAUCAUCCACACCGUGCUCUAUGUCCUCAACACAACCCGGGCCAUAUCCAGAGAGGAGAAGAAUGUUCAGAGUUUUCUGGAACAGCCCAAAGAGAAGUGGGUGGAAAGUGCCUUUGAGGUUGACGGGCCCCAUUAUUUCACCGUGAUGGCGUUACAUCUCCUACCGACCGAGAAGUGGAAGACCAUCCGCAUCGAUGUGCUGCGGCGGCUGCUGGUCGUCAGUCACGCGAGAUCUGUGCCCCCGGGGGGAGCCAACAGGUUGACAGAUAAAGCAAUGAAGGAUUACUCCGUGUACCGCUCCAGCCUCUUGUUCUGGGCGUUGGUGGAUCUCAUUUAUAACAUGUUCAGGAAGGUUCCCAUCAGUAACACAGAGGGAGGCUGGUCCUAUUCCCUGGCAGACUACAUUCGACUCGAUGACAUGCCGAUCUACGAGGCGGCGGACAGAGCCCUGAAAACCUUCCAGGAGGAGUUCAUGCCUGUGGAGUCCUUCUCUGAGUUCAUCGAUGUGGCCGGGCUUUUAUCGGAGAUCAGUGACCCUGACGGCUUCUUCAAGGAUCUUUUGAACUCGAUCCCCUGAGCUCGUGGUGGAGCCCUCUGCUGCUUUUAGUCUGUGGAUGUUUUUUCUUCUCCCCCCCCCCCCUUGGGUGUUGCAGUGUUUUUUCCUAUUUUUAUUUUUUUUGUGAGCGUGCGCUUGUAGGGGGGAGGGGCGAGGACCUACAUUCAGAAUCCAUGAAAUCUCCUCUUCGUUGAACAAACUUUUAUCUUAAUUUUUUUGCUAAAGCCGCAGCGUCGGGCGGUCGGAGGUUGUAGCGCCCGUUGCCUCGUGUGUGUUUUUUAUUGUGCAUGAAUUUUUCAAGUUUGUGGGAAACGGACAGCAAGAAAAAACCAAAAGGGUAUCGAAAACUUUACUUACGAGGCCGACCUGCCGGAGGAACGCAAACAUCCCUCCCCCCACCAACUGCAUGAUGUGUCCAGCCCACCAAAGACAGAGAUAUGCAUGUGUGCAUCCUGUAGAAGUCUCCUGUGACACGCUGGCAGCCAGCAGAGGGCCCCGGUGAGGUGUCAUUUCUGUGGGUUACUAGUCACGUGACCGGAGCGCCCAAUCACUUUAUUUUUUUUUUAGAUGUUAGCGACAAUCUCGGUAUCACUCUGGUGCGGAAUCAGCGAUUUUUCAGCACCUUGGCGUCCGUUUCGUGCCGUCGUUCUCCUUCACUGGUGAAAAGGUUCCUCCGCCGCGGGCUGUACUGGCAGCCCAGUAACAUGUAACCAGCUGUUGUUGUUCGCUUCAGAUAAAAUGUAAUAAAAGCUUUUCAUUUCUCAC